Molecule: messenger RNA, 1279 nt
Organism: Pseudoliparis swirei
Lineage: Eukaryota; Metazoa; Chordata; Actinopteri; Perciformes; Liparidae
Product: claudin-8-like
Exons: 1
Coding region: 1-1092 (363 amino acids)
Biological process (GO): bicellular tight junction assembly; cell adhesion
Cellular component (GO): plasma membrane; bicellular tight junction
Molecular function (GO): structural molecule activity
Source: RefSeq, a predicted model, not a curated record
AUGGUUCAUGGCGUUUCAGAGAUAGCCGCAAUAUGUGUUGGCCUGAUUGGGCUGAUCGGGGCGGCGGCUACGACAGGGAUGCCCAUGUGGAAGGUGACAGCUUUCAUUGGGGAAAACAUCAUUGUGAUGGAAACCCGCUUGGAGGGCUUGUGGAUGAACUGCUACAGACAAGCCAACAUCAGGAUGCAAUGUAAGAUCUAUGACUCCCUGCUGUUUCUGCCCCCGGACUUACAGGCAGCCAGAGGUCUGAUGUGCUGUUCUCUGGCCCUCUCGGGUCUGGGGCUCCUUGUGGCUCUAGCAGGAAUGCGUUGUACAUCCUGUAUUCAGGAUAAUGAUCGGGCUAAGACCAUUAUCCUGAUGGUUGCAGGUGGUAUGCAGUUUGGGGCCUGUAUCUGUGUCUUUAUCCCCGUGUCGUGGACAGGUCAUGUCAUCAUUAGAGAUUUUUACAAUCCUUUGCUAAUUGAUGCCCAGAGGAGGGAGCUAGGAGAGGCUCUCUACAUCGGCUGGAUGACCGGCGCCUUCCUUUUUGCAUCUGCCAUGUUGUUUGUCUGUCGCCGUAUACCCUCAGACAAAGGCUCAUUCGACGUGUACCACCAAGCCAACUUGCUCAGUUACAAGCCAGCACCCAGAAAGCCAUUUCUAAUGAGGUAUCAUCCCAUCUCAAGUGUUUCCAGCCUCCAGUCUACAUUGUACCCUCCGUCUCUGCAGAGCCAACGCUAUGUUGGACAACAACUUGCGACGCCACUUCAAAACAUUCCGCAAUUUAUGACAAAUGAUGAAGCACUAAUCAACCGUCCUGUUGUCUACAACUCAGGUCUGCCAGAAAAUGCAUCAUUGGUAUAUCAAGGAAGCAUGGCUCACCACUCCUCAAUGCGGAGCUCUAACCAUGUUGGACGCCUGUAUACACCAGACAACUCUUUUUACAGAAGCCCAAACGCUACGCCGUAUUCACAGGCCUUUAUCGGUAAUCCUGCGGCAUCCUACCAGUCCAGUUAUCAUCCGGUUCCACACACUCCUGUUUUCAUAGGAUAUAAAGCAUCAAGAAUUCAACCGGGACCUUACGGUGAGAGCAGUGCUGGUGUAUACAUAUAAACAAAGAUUGUGAGUUCGUUUUUAUUGCUGCUUAAACAUUAAAGACACACACACAGUACUAUGCUUUUACAAGUUAAUUUAAACUUCUGUGCACUUUUGUCAGAAUUAAGGUACAAUUAUAUGUAUUCUGCUUAUAUUAUAAUUAUCUUGAUGCCCAGAGUAUAUUGUUUCUAGCAUGCACACCCUU